AUUCACAACAGGCUACGAGCUUAAAUUCAACACAGUCACCAAUUCGUAAAGAGACUACAGCUUACAAACAUAUUGGUGCAGUUACAAACAACGAAAUUUUCUUAUUAUACAAGGAACACAAGCCAACAAUAAUGGCUUUCUCCAAGCAGAGAUUACAAGCUCACUCUUCUGCUAAUUAUCGGUCCACCCAAAGCAGCCGAUCCAGCCCAGGUAGCCAAGGUAGUGAUAAGAGCCAUGGUAGCAAAGAAACGCAAGAUAAUGUGCUCGGUCAGAACGAGGAAGUCAGCCCGACCACCCAAAAGUCAUCCAGCAGCAUUAUAAGUGACUUUGCACAUCUUCGCCCACGCGGCGGUCUUCGGGGAAAAUCCUACUGGCGCGACGUCAUUGACGAAGUGGAGUUUGCAGUUCGCUGCGUAUCGCAGCCACGAUUGCCAAUAAUCGACUACUCACUAGUCCUACCUCCACACCUACGCGAGCGCGUAAAGCAGAUACAGACCUACGACUAUUCCACAUCAGACGACGUUGUUUUUAUUCGAGAUGAGAUGCGUGAGGAGCGGCCGCAUGAUUAUCAGAUUGCUAGUGAACAGGACAGCCGAGAAGAGGGACAGGAGGGGGCUGCUCUUCUAACGGAUCGAAAGAAAUUAGAAGAACAUUUUAGUGAAAGCCAACACUCAGAUAUAGUGCGCAUGGAUCAUGAAUUUGAGAAGUUUGAUCUUAGGUUAGAUGAGCCAGUUGGUCACACACAUCGCAGUGUCGACAAAACUAGCUGGUAUGCGAAGUUUCUGUGCGCUUCCCGCGACGAACGCGUUUCCUGGGACUCGCGAGUGGAGCGAUCCAAGGCGGGUGAUUCGGCGUACACGCUUGACGAGCAAGCGGAGAAUCUCAUGGACGCGUCAGCUGAGCGCUUUAUUCACUGGCUCAAUUCUAUCGGUUCAAUGGAUACGUCUAUGACACCAGAGAAGGUUAAGAACUUAUUUUCCAUCAAAGGUGAUCGAACGCUUCUUGCAUCAGUUAAGACAGACCCAAAGGAAGUCAACGCCAUAGCGCAAACAGUUGCCGACAAAUGGAAUAAACCCCAUAUGGCAAUUGAGCUCAAGUAUGAAAAACACAUCAACGACCAUGCAAUGCGUGUGACCCACAAGCCGCUUCUUAGCGCCUUUGGUCGAACUGUACCUCUUAAGGAACGACCUUGGAUAAAGCGCUCUGGUGAUAAGGUCAUCGAAACAGUUUACCCGAACGAUCUGCUUACCCGCGAGAAAAUAUUUAAAGGCAUUACUCACCUGCGUAGCACUACAGCGCUUAUUGAUUUUUACUUAAACAAUCCAAAAUUGGCCCGACCUCUAUAUUUACUCCAAGGUGGUGACUUCCAGGAAAUGAACACAAGCGAAUCGGUCAUGGAAAUACCCCUUUAUGAAUAUCUAGGUUUACGCUAUUAGCAGGGAAUAAGCCGAUCAUUUUCAUUAGAUUUAUGCAUAUUUGAGCGUUAUACAAAAUCAGUUAAAAUCAUAUAAAUUAAUAGUUUUGUGUUAGUUAAAAAAUAUAUUUAAAUCAUAUCAAUACAUGCGCACACAAUUUAGAA
Messenger RNA from Drosophila virilis, 1579 nucleotides. RefSeq lists its product as uncharacterized. NCBI's taxonomy places the organism in Eukaryota, Metazoa, Arthropoda, Insecta, Diptera, Drosophilidae. The record is from RefSeq and is a predicted model, not a curated record.